ACGAGUCUCGUCUAACGAACCUAGUGUUUGUCGUAAACACACAGCGAGUGAAUGCAUGACGCGUGCUUAGUAUUGAAAAAUUGGCGUCAUACUCCGGUAAAACGGUAACGGUACUGGAUCAAGGUUCAGAGACGUCAGGUAGUUUUACUUUCCUUCCACACUCGGAACGUAAUUAUCAGUGUAACUAGGUCAGUUUACUAUAUACCGUUAUAGUUAUAGCCUCGUGUGAUUAUUGUAGUACCGUUUUACAGAGCGAGCCAUGUGUUGGCAGGUAUAACUACGUGUACUGUUUUAUUAUACCCUGGUUUAAUCACUUACAACACACAGUCUAGAAUCAGUAGGAUAUAUAUACCAGGGAUAUAGGAAUAGUAGAAGAUGGAAGCAGAUACCUGAUUUAGCUUCAACUAACUGUCUUAGCCCGAGUCGAGACCACUAAUACUUGUCCCAUGAACAGUUCUUAUGUUGUAUCUCUGUAGGUGCACGUAGCUAAUACAUAGUUUUCAAAAUGUGUUUGGAUCCUUACGAUAAAAGUGGGGCUCGUGUAGCUAAAAGAAGUUACCACGAUUGGAUUUUACCUGUGAAAGCUGUUCUUGGAAUCUUUAUAUUUGGAUGCAUUUUUCUUUUCAUCGGAAUCGUGUUGCUAGUCGUCGGUGGCGCUAAGGACCCAGGUGGUAUUGGUGCUGCCGGGAUUGUAUUAGCUGGUAUAGGAGGGUGCUGUUUAUUAAUCGUUAUAUUUUUAAGUAUACAUGCUUAUUGUAUUUGGUAUGUUCGGGACCAAGAAACGCAAACUUCGGAAACGAUACCCCCUGCUGAGAUGAUAGAAGUAGAAAUACCUGGUUAUGCUACAAUACAGAAACCAUCAUCGUUAAAACGUAAUGGUAAACCAGGUAACAAGAAAGUUACCUUAUCACCAGACGUGCAGACGUCCGAUAAAGACUUCUUCUCUCAGUCCCAGCCACAACAAGCCGCCAUCCAUGAUACUUCCACAUUAACCCCAGGUUACCCUCGCGUCAUCACAUAUAUACCACCAGAGCAAAGACAGAAUGCACCCGAACCCUUAUACAGCAGACCUGGGAGCAGACAAUCGGAUAUCCCUAUUUCAGAACCAUAUAGAACCUACCCUGCCAAUAUCCAGAAACAUCCGGCACAAUCUCCCCAGUACUUGCCAGAAGCUCCCCAAUAUCCCGCGCAGUUGCCAGCUCACGUUCGCUAUGGAUCCUUGCCACCUACUCAUAUACUCAACCAGACGUCUCCAACUUCAAAAUACGGCUCGCUUCCACGCGACAAUUCGCCAAAAUUUCCGGUAGAGAUAAAAGACUUCAGGACGUCCACGCCUGUAAAAAGCUCCAUGGACGAGAAACCGUUAUAUACCCCAUCACCUGUUCCCCAGUCUUAUUCAACCUCCAUGCAGUAUACACCACGACAGCAGCCCACCGUUUACAACCAGGCCAAUACUUACAAAGUUCAAACCUAUGAUAUUGCUCAAACGAAAUAUAUUUCAGACGAAGAUUAUGAUAAUACUGUCGAAUCCACGCCUAUGCUUCACACACCACCGCAGCAAAACCAGGGGACAUGGAGACAGUUGCCGGUUAAGCACGAGGAAAGUGAACUGCCAGAACCACAACCGUUACAAUAUCCCUCAGCUAAACGUCCAAUGACUUUUGAGCAACAAUCUUCGUCAAAAAUGAGUAUAUAUGACAAUAUGCUGGCUGGUUUGGAUGAACUGAACACAGAUCUAUAAACUAUAAAUAAAAGGAAAAGUAUUAUGUUAAAAAUAAAUCUCAGGGCUUCUAUAUCAUUAAAAGGCUGUUUGUUAUACUGUAAGUUCACGAUGUCGUUCUCGAUUUAAAGUGUGACAUAACGAAAUUGUCUGGAGAAACUGAGGGCGGGAAUCUGUGUAGAAUAAUUAAUUGUACUGGUGAUAACUUAUUUGACAAUCAAGCAAUAUACGUUGCAGUAUAGCCUAUGAGGAACAAGGGUGUUGCUUGUAUAAGGUUGAAAACGAGGAAAUCACAAAUCACACUGGUCGGAAAUAUUUUAGCUACUUGUUGUCCAGAGUCAUCUGAAACUAUAAUGGAUAAUGGAUUAAUCUGAGAAAUGGUUAUUUUUUUACGUGGGUUACUUAUAUAAGGUAGAAUAAGUUGGCCAGGACUUAAAUUGCUUAUUCUUAAUAUCCAUAAUGCUGAAUGGGGCCGUUUUAAAUACAGUGGUUAGAGAUCCUAAAGAGACGAGAUUUACCCCCCUUUUAAAAUCGAUCUGACAAUUUUUUAAAUAGAUCACAAUUUUAACUCGCCGAAUUAAGAAAGGGUAAGCAAUAAUUUAAGUUUGUAUAAAAGUGGAGGGGCGGGGGACUAAAGUGAUGUUCAUCUUUUUAGAGGCGUUCAUUGUGGUCGUGGGUGAUACGAAUAUGUACAUGCCUUUCUUGUGCAGAUAUAGAUAGGCCUGCUUAUAUCAAUAGUGCUAGUUGCUUCGAAUACUUCUCAGAGCAACAAUUUUGGCUGUUUGCGUACGCCCCAAUAAUUUAAAGAAUCGGCAAAAUGAUAUACAAAUAUAAUAUAUUGUUGUAUUUAUUAUGAAUGUUGUUAUAUUUGUUGUAAGCAAUUAAUUGUUUUAUUUAAUUAGUGGUUUAAUUAUUCCGUAAGUUAGCAAAUAUUAUUGUUUUUAUUUGUGAAAUAACAUGUUGACCAUUAUGUAAUAACACAAAUAAUUAUUAAAUGGCGGAGUUUUUCUUUUGUUUUUUAACUUUACUUGUUAAAUUGUAAAAAAAAGGAUUUUUGCACCUUUAUUUUCCACUCAUAACGGUUUAUUCUGUAUUUACUUUAAUUUUUAAUAACAUAAAUCCAAUAGUGUAUAUCUACUUCAGUUUGAACCACAAACAGUGUUCAAUAUCAACUCUUGCCAUUAUAUUUACUCAUUUAUAGACGUUUUAAAGUUUACUUAGAAUUUCCCAGACAGUCUGGGUUAGGAUAACGAAAAAAAGAGAGUAAAUAUGAUACUAUACAUAUAGAAACGAUAUUAUAUUAAAUGCAGGGUCUAUAUACAAAACAUCUUCCAAAUAACUUGAUUUCUCUCAAAUGUAAAUUUGCAUUCUUAAGUCAGUAUUUUUAUUUGAUUUUAACUGCUGAUUGGUUUGCGAGCACAACAUUAUUAUAUAAUAUUCUUCGUUAAAAUGUGUUAUAUAGACCUAAUAAAGUGUGUUAUAGGUGCCACAUUAGCUGUGUUUUUAAUUUUAAAAAAAAAAACCCAACUUAAUAGAAGACGAUUUAUACCCCGGUCUCGAGAAGAUGGUGCAUGGUAAUUUUUAUUAAAGAAAAUCUGUUAAUUAUUAUUGAUAUUUCUGAUAAGGAAUAUUGAAACUUGCCACCCUGUAUAAUAUAAUAUUUUACAGACCGCGAAGGUUUGUGAUCUCACGCUAAUACAAUGUACAUAUAUUAUAAAGUCAUACUAUUGUUAUUGCCUUGUCAAGUGAAACAUGUUGGCAGAUUAAUGUCAUGUUGUUAUGUGUAUUAGUAUACAACCUUUUAGUCCUUAUUUCAAUGAUUUGUCUCCUCUAAGCCUGGAUAAAUAAGGUGCUAUUAAAUCUAGUCUAGAUUAUCUUUAUUCAUGCAGUCUAUAAUAAGCUUCCAUUAUAUGGCCUAUAAAUGUAUAAUAUAGGAUAUGG
Messenger RNA from Patella vulgata (common limpet), 3661 nucleotides. RefSeq lists its product as uncharacterized. The record is from RefSeq and is a predicted model, not a curated record. Bases 506 to 1741 code for a protein of 411 amino acids. The transcript is spliced from 3 exons. Lineage: Eukaryota; Metazoa; Mollusca; Gastropoda; Patellidae.